AAAUCGCUCAGAGAGGGAGAGAGAUCUAGGGUUUGAAAGGUAUCCUCUCUCAUCCCAAAAUCUUAUUUGCAAUGUAGGUCUUAGUUUCUGCAUCGGAUCGAUUGCUUUCAUCGAUCUGGAAUUUCAGAACGAGGAAGAUAUUGCGGUACUAGAAGAUGGCUGAUGCUGAGGAUAUUCAACCUCUAGUGUGCGAUAAUGGAACGGGCAUGGUCAAGGCUGGAUUUGCUGGAGACGAUGCUCCAAGGGCUGUGUUUCCCAGCAUUGUUGGCCGCCCACGUCACACUGGUGUGAUGGUUGGCAUGGGGCAGAAAGAUGCCUAUGUUGGGGAUGAAGCUCAAUCCAAGCGUGGUAUUUUAACCCUGAAAUACCCAAUUGAGCAUGGUAUUGUGAACAAUUGGGAUGACAUGGAGAAGAUCUGGCAUCACACUUUCUAUAAUGAGCUACGGGUGGCCCCAGAAGAACACCCGGUUCUCCUCACUGAAGCACCACUCAAUCCCAAGGCUAAUCGUGAGAAGAUGACACAAAUCAUGUUUGAAACCUUCAACACUCCUGCUAUGUAUGUUGCCAUCCAGGCUGUUCUGUCCCUUUAUGCCAGUGGUCGCACGACUGGUAUUGUGCUGGACUCUGGGGAUGGUGUUAGCCACACAGUCCCCAUCUAUGAAGGAUACGCACUCCCACAUGCCAUCCUGCGUCUCGACCUGGCAGGCCGUGACCUGACAGAUGCUCUUAUGAAAAUACUGACAGAACGUGGCUACUCUUUCACAACCACAGCUGAGCGUGAAAUUGUGAGAGACAUGAAGGAGAAGCUGGCCUACAUAGCGCUCGACUAUGAGCAGGAGCUAGAGACAUCCAAGACCAGCUCUUCUGUGGAGAAGAGCUAUGAGCUACCUGAUGGGCAGGUUAUCACCAUUGGGGCCGAGCGUUUCCGUUGCCCGGAGGUGCUUUUCCAGCCUUCAAUGAUUGGAAUGGAGGCUGUGGGCAUACACGAGACCACAUACAGCUCCAUCAUGAAGUGUGAUGUCGAUAUUAGGAAGGAUUUGUAUGGAAACAUCGUUCUCAGUGGUGGGUCCACCAUGUUCCCAGGUAUUGCUGACAGGAUGAGCAAGGAGAUCACGGCACUAGCGCCGAGCAGCAUGAAGAUCAAGGUGGUGGCUCCUCCUGAGAGGAAGUAUAGUGUGUGGAUUGGAGGCUCCAUCUUGGCCUCUCUCAGCACUUUCCAGCAGAUGUGGAUUGCAAAGGCGGAGUAUGAUGAGUCUGGACCUUCAAUCGUGCACAGGAAAUGCUUCUGAUCAAGUGAUAAAGCAAAAUUGGGAUGAUCAGAGAGACUGAUUUACAUCAGGGAAUGCUGCUGCAUGCUUUCUUUCUUUUCGUUUCUUCUUUCUUCUGUCUUUUCAAUUUUUGUGUUUGAUAAUGACCUUGAGUUGCCAGAGAUCCCCAGUAAUCCAUUUUUUCGUGUUAUUAUUCUCCCCUCCCUUAAAAGUAUCAUGGAACUGUGUAAUCUUUUGAAAGCAGCCUAUCAAUACUGCUCUGGUUUGGGUUUCAUUUGAUUUUUUUUUUUUUUUUCUUUUUUAAUUUUAUGAAAACCUUCUCAUCUCUAGAGAUGUGUAAUGGAAAGAAUCAAUAAGAAGAAUGUCUGUUCCAUUAGAAAUGCUUA
Magnolia sinica is the source of this 1654-nucleotide messenger RNA. RefSeq names its product actin. The record is from RefSeq and is a predicted model, not a curated record. Gene Ontology annotation, cellular component: cytoplasm. Bases 156 to 1289 code for a protein of 377 amino acids. The transcript has 5 exons. NCBI's taxonomy places the organism in Eukaryota, Viridiplantae, Streptophyta, Magnoliopsida, Magnoliales, Magnoliaceae.